Messenger RNA from Pocillopora meandrina, 3243 nucleotides. The record is from the annotation of a GenBank genome assembly. Lineage: Eukaryota; Metazoa; Cnidaria; Anthozoa; Scleractinia; Pocilloporidae.
UUCACACAAAAGGUGAUGUGGGCAACUCAAUGAAUAUAUUGCGGUCUGUUGAACGAUCGCGACCCAGAAGAUCCAUAAACAUACAGAAGUUAAGGUGGUAUUGUAAGCUCGAACUGGUAACUCGUCAUUUUAUCACUCUAAGGGUAAGUUAUAUAUAAUCGCACCAUAAGAACAUUCCUUAAGCCACAAAGUUUAGGAACACUAUGUCGAAUUUUUUCUUCGAAAAAAAUAAACGUUAAAAUGUGACAAAUAUUUUAAAAUUAAAAAGGAACUAUAUUUUGACCACAAAUCUGAGCCACAAGUCAAUGGAAAACGAAACAUUUGUUUUAACUAUAACUUUUUAAAGCCAUAACUGUUUCUUUCUUUUUGACAGCAUUAUUGUUGCCCUUCAAAAAUCGUUUUUACCAAAAAUGUUUUCCCCCCCCGAUGAAAAUCGUAAGCUUUGAUAUCUAGACUUUUACACUUUGAAAGCGAUUGUGAAUCUUGUUCCUCCUCUGAGCAUGAAAACGACUCUCUUCAGAAUUGUUUAAAGAUGGACUUAUAUCAACCCUUUAAAGUCUUAUCAACGCCCGCCAUGUAAAACGACUAUUGAUAACUUUCUGAGAAUACCAGCUCAAACAGCCGAAAUUGAUUGAAGAAACUUCCACGUAGCUUAUUUUGUGUGUUAACAACGUUUGCUAUGACUUUGAUAGCAACUCCUUGAUCGAUGAGAAAGAUAAGAGGCAGCACGAGUGAGCUUGCUUAAAAAAAAAAAGGCGUUUGAUUUCUUCAUGUAAAAUAUUUUAACUUGCUGAACAGAGGACAAUAUAAGAAUUUUUUUUUUUCAUUUUGCUUUCAAAUAAAAGAGUUAUUUUCCUCUAGAAUUGGAAUAGGAACUUAAUAUUUGAUCCCAGCGGAAAAAUAAUUUCAAGCUGUUAUAAAGGCGUCUGUUUUACCGAGGUUGUUUUCGAAACUUGGGUGUUAUGCCCAUGUCAAAACUAAAAGAAAGAAAAUUCAUUUCGAAAAGGGUCAGUUAGGCGUCUAGCAUGUCCAUGAUGGCUCGGAGAUCAAAUCAUAAAAUACAUCUGUUAAUUUUUUAAUCUCGUUCUGAGAAACAUGGGUGUUAUAACGUUUUAUUUUGGAAAAACACUUCGAAACUUCGAGAAGUUUUUGGUCUCCUUAAUAAAAUAUUUAUGUCCCGUAUGUUUUCGCUCGCGUCAGAGAAUCGGCACUUGGCAUCUGGUCUAUUCAGCUGGCUGUACAAGGCAAUAAUUCUUCCAAUUUAUGUUAAAUCUUCUAUGUUGUAGAAUUAAUGAACCUCCAACGGAAAGAUGAGGCGUAUUAUCUUGGCUCCACCCUCAGAGACAUAAAAAUUUAUUGUGAAAAGUGAAAAAAAAUUCCCGUGAUAGAGCUUAAACUUUUUAUCCGAGGACAGAAUCUUUAGCUGUGAUUCCCUCAGGCGGGAAGGGUCAAAGGUUUGCGUUAGUUAUGUCUAUUUCCAAAAAGAAAUUAAAGUAAGAAACUUAUUUUCCACCAGCUUCAAACAUGAUUGAUUUUGCUAGUAUUUUCACUUAUAGGAAAUGAGUCAUGCAUAAAUUGUCUGAAGUUAUAAUUUGAGUUUUUUUCAACAAUGAAGUACAAGAAUAUUACAUCAUAACAAUACAAAAGGUGACACAGGGUUUUGUUGAUUUUUUUUUGACAUUUUAUGCAUUUAGCCAAUAGAACAGGAGGAAAACUUUCUAGCUUCAAAAACAAUUCAGUAUUGCUUGGGUUUUGUUCGGAGAAUGUUUUUCCAAUUCUGUCAAAUAUUCAAUUUUUGCUAAAAUAUGAUUCAUCUUCUGGUGUUCUGUCUGGUAUGUGCAAGGUUGAUUUGCAAAUAUUUUUUUUAAAUUUGUUGACAGAAAAAUCUUUAAUUGAAACAUCAAAAACAUUUUGUACCGAAACCUGCGGUCAAAGCUGAGUUCAAAAGAUAGCUUACAAAACCUUGAGUUUACCAGUUUGUUUUACGUCAAAGAGAUCAAGAAGCUUUGCUACUUUACCGAAGCCAAAAAGGCUUUAAUUCAACUAUAAAUUAGCUUUACUACAGCAUUGCAAUGUUUGGCUUUAGAGUUUGGUGACAGGUUUAACUUGGUUUCUUAUUCAUCAGAUUUUUUAAGCGUGUAAUAUCAAAUGUUUGUGCCAUACUUCGAAGUUUCUUUCUUUUCCCUCCUCCUUCCCUCUCUUCCACUUACUUGACUAAGUCUGGAUUUAGUUGUGUGCACUUUGAUAGUUUGGCUGACGGCCAGUAGCUUGAAAUAAUCAUUGAAAUAAUCUUUGUGGUAUCUUACAGAAACACGUCGGCUACGAGUAAUCAAGAUGUCAGUAUCAAAUACUUUCAUACUAGCAGUGUUUUGCUGUCAUCUCUUGCUUGUUCAUGCAAAAGCGCUGGAAGACAGCACAAAGGAAGCUGCUGACGAGAAUGAUGUCCCUGCUUUUGCCGAAGGAAAAUUUACGAGAUCCUUGGAGAAUGAUCCACAAUACUGGAAAGGACGUUUUUCUGACAUUGUGGGUGAAUUAAGCGAUCCUCAGUAUUGGAAGGGCCGGUUUAGUCAUGACCAAUACUGGCGAGGUCGUUUCGCAGAUACUGGAUCUGAAAUGGAUAAGAGAGAGCCUCAGUAUUGGAAGGGCCGAUUCAAUAGAGGAGAGGAGGAACAACAGCUGCGGUCUGCAGUCCCCGGACGGUUUGGAAGAAAUUUCCAAGGUCGCUUUGGAAGGAAUUUCCAAGGCCGUUUUGGGAGAAAUUUUCAAGGCCGUUUCGGACGUGAAUUGCAGGGUCGUUUCGGUCGAGAUGAAAUACAGGGACGAUUUGGCAGAGAGGAUCUCCAAGGUCGCUUUGGACGGGAAGACAUGCAGGGCCGUUUUGGCAGAGAAGAGGAAGACCAGGGUCGUUUCGGACGUGACUUCAUUCAGGGCCGUUUUGGACGAGAAGACCAAGGUCGCUUCGGACGGGAAGAUGACCAAGGCCGUUUUGGUCGCGAUUCCAUCCAGGGCCGAUUUGGACGCGAAGAACUUGACCAAGGGCGAUUUGGACGCGAAGAACUUGACCAAGGGCGAUUUGGACGUGACGAAAUUGUUGAGGAUGAAGAUCAAGGACGAUUUGGUCGCGAGGAGGACAGCGAUGAUCUCCUUGUAAAGUUAGAGAAUAAACUGGAGGAAGACCACGAUGCCAAACGUGAAGUUGCAAGCAGUCUAGACGAAUCCAAGGAUGAAACCUCGGAGUCUUAA